This is a messenger RNA of Serendipita indica DSM 11827, 4470 nucleotides long. The record is from the annotation of a GenBank genome assembly. Lineage: Eukaryota; Fungi; Basidiomycota; Agaricomycetes; Sebacinales; Serendipitaceae.
AUGAGCAGUCAUCUGUCACCCACCAACGUUGCGACUUUUUAUCACAACCAAUGCGACCUUUAUCUUCACAAAUCCUAUCACCGACCUCCCAGCUCUUCGCCUCGAGCGCAGGCAGUCUCCCCGCUCGCGGCCGCGCACUAUAAACGCGGAUUACAAUGGGAGGCGUACCUCUUCCGAGAGCUCCAGCGGCGCAAGCAGUUUAUUCCACUCCGAAAGACCCAUCUCUACAAGCCCAAAGAGAUUCGGGAUGCGUUGCUUGACGCUGCUGCACAACUUCGCCCUCGUACGAGCGAUGAAGAGGAGGAAGACGUGCGAUAUAUUGCCUAUCUCUCGUUUCAGUCCCCCGAUUUUGCGAGAGAACUCGCGCAGCACGGCUCUCCACCUCGGAGUGUGGCGUUUGGAGUUGCCAAACCAGACCUCGUCAAAGUCUCACUUGGAGACCAGAAAGAUACUAUAGUGUGGGAAAUCAUCGACGCAAAGUCCUCUACGGCCGUCAAGUCGAGCCACAAUGCGCAGACUGGGUUCUACCACCUCUGUCUCCGGUCGAUGUUUGAAGAUUUGCCCCAUUUAAGUGGUAAGAAGCUUGUUCCUUCUGACAAGGUGUCUAUAUGGCUGCCCAGCCGGGAGACCGAUGAAGCAGGUAUAGAAGACAGAGUAUCACUCCCCUCUUCCAUGCCAACGUCCCUUUUACUUCAACCACUUAGUACCUUUCUCUUCAAAAAGCUCCCUAUCAUUCUCUCGAAACCCCGCGACCAAGUGGAAUGGUACCUCAACCCGUCUUGCCAGGGUUGCGAGUUUCUCGAUGCCUGUCGAGAUAAGACAAGACAAGAAAAACGGCUUGGUAUGAUUCCGAACCUGUCUGGGUCGGAUGCUCGCCUACUGCGCGAGGUUAUGGAUAUUGUGCAGAGACAGAAUCCAGACUGGAACGCAGUGACAGACAUUGAGGCUCUGGAUUCACUGAUCAAGUCGCCUGAUAUGAUGAGGAAGCUGGAAGUGGCAUAUGCGCCCACUACGAAAAAAUUCAAGCGGAUUGCGGGCGUUCACAGAUUCUCCGGCCGGGGACCUGAGCUUUUCAGCCCGCUCAUUGACGCAGCAUUGACACAAAAGCCCCAGCUGACUCGACGACGUGUGUUUUCCUUUCCCCGAAACGAGGACGUCGCUAUAUUCAUUUCGGUCAUCAUCGAUAUCUCGAAAGAUCCAAACGCAAGUGAUGGAAAUAUAGGGGCAUUCUGCGUGUCCGUGGUUCGUCUUUCUACGGCCGAUCACGGUACUGGUCGCAGAAAGUCAGCAGGGGCACCAAUGGUAAUGGCCCAUGUCACAGGCCACCCAAAAGAAUUCAUUCGCUUGGUUGCAUCUCUUCUGGUUGACAUAGGAAAGACGCCUGGCGCAAGGACCCAGGUGUACACCUACUCUCUGGCUGAGAGGAAUGCAAUCGUCAACCAUCUUAUUCAUGCGGCACUCUCUUCGCCUCCUUAUAUACCUGGAGAGAGCCUGGCUACAGAAGGGACGAGCCAAGGGAGUUUCGAAGAGAGUCCAGGAGAUAUAAGACUCGUUCUUGGCGCGCUCUGUGAUGGCGCUGCACUUCUUGUGACUGCGUAUCAACCACAGCUCCUGUCGGGCGUUUUGCUUUCAUUUUUGUCCAAGAAGAAUACAUUAUCAAAAGCCCAUCUGGAAACAUGCUGUCGACGACUCGGGUUGAGCGGUGAAGGCACCACUGAGGUUCUUCGCAAGCGGCUCGAACAGGAACAGUGGCGCCUGGCAGAAAUUGGUGGAAGGGGAAUAGGCGCAGGCGUGGCGAGACGAGAGGUUGGACAGCUGAGCAAGAUUGUGGUACUCAAGAAAGAAGUAGAGCGACUGAUUGCUCUCCCUGUGGAAGGAUUUAUUGAUUUACCUAGCACUGCGCAGGUACUGCUCGACCCAUCUGACAGAAGGAAGAGCUCGAUUGGACAAUGCGAGCCUGACGAUGUCAUCUUUGGCGCAUGGAUGGCCAGGGGCAAGAAACGCUUUCCUGGAAUCUCUGGAGACGAAAAGCCUGUUAUCAAAUGGGAAGAUGCGCUCAAGACGCGGAACCGGGUAAUGCGAGCUGUGCUAGACAAUGUGCGCAAGCGAAUAUCGGAUGCGGGGUUGAGUGAGCAGAUCCUCCUCAACGAAGCAAAGCCUAUUGAGUCUGGGAUGCUCGAUCUCUGCGAAUCGGAUAAGCUACGAAGGCUCAUGUACAUGACCCAGUUCGAGGUGGUCCUUCGCCUUCAAGAAAUAUGGCAAGAACGUUUGGAUGGAUGUCCCAAUGCCCCUAUACUCCGCUACGUGCGUGCAGAAAAACGAGGCACGUCAUGGCUCCAAAUCUUUGAUGUCGUCUCUGGAGUGCUUGAGGCUCCGGUGGAGGAACGACCUUUUUACGAUUGGUUGCUCGUCCCUGACGAUGCUGGUGAUGGUGUUCCACCCGAAGUUCACUUUGACGACCUUAGCCUGUGUAGCGUCGUAGUACGUCCCAAUAAAUUCGUUCGGUCACGAUGGGACGAACAGCAACCAGUCGUCAAGCAAAGCAUCACCAUAUCAAAUAUAGUGGAUGUCCGAAUGGAAAAGACGCCGACAGAAGAUGGACGCUCGCACAAAUUGUGCUCACAAGCAGUACUUGAAACAUACUAUACGGGCAAUCAUCUUACUAAAGGAGCACUCUAUCGUAUCUCACCUCGCCUCGUCAAUUUUAAUUUCGAGAAAAUCUUGCUCAAUCUGAUCACGAUGGAUUUUCAGCACACUGUGGCAAAUAAUCCCGUCCCAUUCAUUGACCUCAUCGACAAUCCUGAGGCGUUUGCACAAUCACCCACCUUCUGUGGGGAGCUGGAGGAGCGCAAAGAGAAGGAAAUUGUAAGAGGAUUGAACGAACUGGCUAAACUCGGAGUCGAACACGCCUCCUCCCUCAUUCUCAAAGCUUCUCAGCACCGAGCGGCGAAGAGGAUGAUGAUGAAGCGUCUAAGUGUCGUUUGGGGGCCUCCAGGCGAGUGUCUGCAUGGUCGCACUGGCAAGACAUAUACCCUUGCCCUAUCCACUUUGAGAAUACUUGAAGUUCUUGGACGGCGAGCUCCUGAUCAAUGUCCCGUCAUUCUCGUCACCGCAAUGACGCAUGCAGCUAUCGAAGCUAUCGUUGGUAAAAUUGAAAGCUUAAUCGGAAAGUAUCUUGCCAUCAAAGACCGCGACUCUUUAUGGCUUAACUCGGUGGAUCUUCAGCGUGUUCGACAAGGUAAAACGCACCCACAUCCAGUCCUCGACAACAACAAGGUGUACAUAUUCGCUGGAACAACAUACCAGUUAUAUCGCUUCUGCGAGAAAGCCAAACUCCGAGCAAAUGUGGUUAUCAUUGACGAGGCAGGUCAGCUCCCUUUGGAGACCGCCGCUUUGGUGAUUCGAUGGCUUUCUUCCACAGGGAAGCUUAUUCUCGCAGGGGAUCAUGAACAGCUUGCUCCAAUCUUCAUCGGCACGUAUCCUGAACCUGAGGAUCUUCCUUUGUUUGGAUCUGUGUUGGACCUGUUGAUGGGUGGACGCAAGCGUACGGGAUUAGCUAUUGCAGCUACAGAAGAUGAGAGCCAACACUUGUAUGACGCCCCGGUUGUGCAAUUGCUGGAGAACUUCCGCCUCAACGAGGACCUCGGAACGUUUGUCCAGAUUAUAUAUGCCAAGAAGUUUAUUCCUCAGAAAUCCCAAGACGACCUCGGAGACUUACGACUCUGGCUCGAGUCGAACAAGUCGACCAAUCGAAUCAUGGAGGAUGCUCGCCUCUUUCUAUUGGGACUGACAGAAGCAAUGUCAAAUAAGAAGAGUCAUAGUUUCAAACUAAUGCGACCACAACUACCCACGAGCUCAGGGCUUGAAAAACAAGCCCAGAGUCAAGCAGUGUCGCUCGCGCUCAUUCGCGUUCGCGUGACAAAGGGCUCCUUGUCACCCUAUGAGGAGCAUGUAUCAGCCGAAGCCAAACUGGUCGCCGCUCUCGUUCACUGGCUCAGAGAGGCUUUCCCCGAGGAUAGCAUCUUCGUAGCUUGCCCACAUCGCAUCCAGCGCAGUGCAGCGCGGCAAGCCAUUCUAUCUCCUCAAGAAAUUGAAACAGCAGAGCGCGUAGCAGGUGAUGAAAAUGUCGACAAUCUUGCCGCCGAACUUGCAGCCUUCCACCUCUCAGAGAAUGGUCUCCGCAUCGAUACAGUCGAACGGUUGCAAGGCUCCGAGGCAUCAUUCGUCAUCUUCCCGCUUUCCCACACCCAUCAGCCAUCCCUGAGUAGCCAUCUGGGGUUCUUGCUUUCACGUCGGAGGCUCAACGUUGGCAUUAGUCGAGCCAAGAACCUCUGUAUCGUGAUCAGCUCUAACCAGGUGCUUCAACCCUCGUUGGAAGUUCUCACCUCGGAGGAGACGCGGAAAGGCUUGGAGUUUUUGCGAGCCUACGAGGCGCGGAGCUGGAGUGGCGAUAUCAGUUUGGAAAUAUAA